This is a messenger RNA of Teleopsis dalmanni, 738 nucleotides long. RefSeq names its product 3-oxoacyl-[acyl-carrier-protein] reductase FabG-like. Gene Ontology annotation, molecular function: oxidoreductase activity. The transcript has a single exon. The record is from RefSeq and is a predicted model, not a curated record. Bases 1 to 738 code for a protein of 245 amino acids. NCBI's taxonomy places the organism in Eukaryota, Metazoa, Arthropoda, Insecta, Diptera, Diopsidae.
AUGUCAAAAAAAUGGAUUUUAAUUACGGGUGGAAGCCGUGGAAUAGGGCGCUCGCUAGUAACGGAAUUGCUUUCUAGCUGGAAUGUUAUUUUCACUGGACGUACUGAAACGGGGCUUUCGGAUACUUUGGCUGAAGCAGCGAAAAUAGACUCACCAUUUUGGGCAAGAGGCUACGCUUGUGAUGGAAAGAAUGAAGUUCAGGUUGAAGAACUGUCUCUGUCUUUACUUGAAGAAUUCGGCCCACCAACCGCGAUUAUUCAUAAUGCGGGGAUCGCACGAGAUGCUUUACAUAUUCAUCAAAAUGCGGAUGUCUGGCUGGAUGUCAUCAAUACAAACUUGGUUGCCAUUAUCAAUUGGAAUCGUCAUCUUGUUCCGCCGAUGCUAUUAGAAGGCUAUGGUUCGAUUGUAUUGAUGUCCUCAAUUACAGGGCUUAAAGGGAAUAUUGGUCAAACCGCUUACGCGGCAAGUAAAUCAGCGAUGUUUGGUGUUGCACGAUCACUCGCCCACGAAGUUGGUCGUUUUGGUAUUCGAGUAAAUUGCGUUGCUCCCGGUCUAAUUGAAAGUGAUAUGACAGAAGCAAUUCCUGUAGAAAAAUUAAAAGCAAUGAAGAAAAAUAUACCUCUGCGUCGUUUAGGUCGGCCGGAAGAAGUGGCUAAGGUGGUUGAGUUUUUAAUUGGGGAAAAUAGCCAAUAUAUAACAGGGCAAACCAUUAUUUUAGAUGGUGGCGCAACUGCUUAG